AUGGCAUCCACGUCAAAAGAUAACGUUCAAGCCAGCACCAGCGGCCAGGGCAACCCUGCAGACGAUUUAGAACCGGGUGCAUGUCCGGAAAGCGUAUUGAACCCCUCGGAUUCCUUCGAAGAAUUUGCUUCAGAGAUGAGUUCUAGCCUCCAAGAAAGAAAUAUAAAUUUAAAAUCAAAAAGCAGUACUAUAUCAGAAAUUCAAAGUGAAAUAUGCGACGGAAACAAAGAUAAUACUGAGAUAACUAGUACAAAAUCAAGUGAUGAUUUACAAAGUAAAGAUGACCAAAUGUCUGCUUUGGCAAGCAGCUGUAAUUUAAGUAAUCAAAAUGGUGAAGACUCUGAUAAUGAAAAAGAUGACUAUUUACAGUCACCAGAACUUGUUAAUAAAGAAAAGCAUGUCUUUGUAUUGAGUUCUGCAGGCAAACCAAUAUACUCUAGAUAUGGAAAUGAAGACAGACUGGCCGGCCUUUGCGGAGUUAUUCAAGCUCUUGUGAGUGUGGUGGAGGAUCAAAAUCAAGAUAUACUAAGGUCAAUCAUAACUAAGGACUGCAAAGCGGUGUUCUUAGUGAAAGGCCCUUUGAUUCUAGUAGCUGUUUCUAAAUCAAAUGAGAGUGAAACUCAACUUGUCUUACAGUUGACAUAUGCUUUCAAUCAAAUAGUAUCUGUGCUCACUCUUACACAAUUAAACAGGAUAUUUGAACAGAGAAGAAACUAUGAUUUAAGGAGACUCUUAUCUGGUGCUGAAAGACUAAUUGAUAAUUUAUUUAUAUUCAUGGAAAAGGAUCCUGCUUUUUUAUUAGGUGCUGUCCGAUGUUUACCAUUGCCAGAGAAAGCGAGAGAAAACAUAACAAAUGCUAUAACCACCACAUGUCACAAAAUCAGAGAUUUAGUAUUUGCUAUACUCAUAGCUGGUAACCAAUUGAUAACGCUGGUCCGUAUGAAGAAAUACACUCUGCACCCGUCCGAUAUACAUUUGUUAUUCAAUCUAGUGAGGAGUUCGGAAUCUUUUAAGACAGCAGAGAGUUGGACGCCCAUUUGUUUGCCGAAGUUUGAUGCGACAGGUUUUCUCCACGGUCAUGUUUCAUACAUCUCUGAGGAUUGCCAAGCAUGUUUACUACUAUUGACAGUACAGAGGGACGCUUUCUUCCCUCUCUCUCAGGCAAAACACACUAUAGCAGAGAAACUAAGACGGUCUAAUUGUCUCGUAGCUAUAAACGACGCCCUGAACAGAAACCAAGAAUUACCAACUACAAACCCCUUGAAACAUAUUGGUAUACCUGAAAUCAGACAUUUUAUGUACAAAUGUAAAUCGACAGCCCAACUUUUUACAUCAGAUCCUAUAAGUUUAGAUCGAUUACAAGAUUAUAGAAUCAGGCAUAAAGAAGGUGGAGAUGUCAGUGAAAAGAAAAUCGAGAAGUUAUCAGAUAUAGACUAUGUAAGGAAUUAUAGGAAGUUUUGCAGUAAAAUUCAUUGUACGUCGUCGCCGGCGAAAUUGAUAUUUAGGUCCAAUUCGGAUGACACUGUGUUGGCAUGGGUAACAAACGGUUUCGAGUUAUACGUCACGUUCGACGCCCUCAUGGAGAAGGAUCAAGCAAUAAAAGCUGUGGACAGAUUACUGCGAUGGAUCAAACGUGAAGAGCAAAGGAUAUUCAUAAUGAAUGCGCCAACUUUCUAG
This is a messenger RNA of Diatraea saccharalis (sugarcane borer), 1677 nucleotides long. The record is from the annotation of a GenBank genome assembly. Lineage: Eukaryota; Metazoa; Arthropoda; Insecta; Lepidoptera; Crambidae.